This is a messenger RNA of Apis laboriosa (Himalayan honeybee), 1016 nucleotides long. Its product is annotated as vegetative cell wall protein gp1-like. The record is from RefSeq and is a predicted model, not a curated record. NCBI's taxonomy places the organism in Eukaryota, Metazoa, Arthropoda, Insecta, Hymenoptera, Apidae. The transcript is spliced from 3 exons. The coding region runs from base 24 to 875 and encodes 283 amino acids.
UGCACCAAGGAACGGAAUUGGCGAUGAUUGGACCGGAAUCGGAACUGGAACCGGAACCGGUAUUGGAUAUACUUGUUUUACCGGAACUGGAUACGGUUGUUGUACUGGAACUGCAACAGGAUGUUUCACCGAUUCUUCCAUUAUUCCUGGUAGUCAGUACAGCAAUUACUGUCGAAAAACAUGAAAAGAUUAACAAUAAAUUAUUAAAGAAACAUGAUAAAAGAGGACUCACAAAUUUAGAAUAUAGUUUAUCCGAGCCUGGAUAUCAUCCUCCUGAACCAGCUAUCUUUGAACCUUCUGCUCCCGAUCUAAGUGGACAUUUGGAAUCUGCAAUAGCACCAGUUGCUCCUCCACCUGCUGUAUUGCAUCCAGCUCCUGCAGUUCCAGUUCCUGCAGUACCGGUGCCACAGCCCGUUCCACAUCCGGUUCCAGUCGCAGUGCCUCAGCCAGUUCCACAUCCGGUUCCAGUUGCGGUGCCUCAGCCAGUUCCACAUCCGGUUCCAGUCGCGGUUCCUGUGACUAAACACGUGCCAAUUCCCGUACCCAUCGAUCGAGCGGUUCCAGUUCCAGUGGAUCGUCCUGUCCCUGUACCAGUCGCGGUUCCGGUCCCGAAACCAUAUCCGGUCCACGUGGAGAAGAUAGUGCACGUUGACAGACCUGUGCCAGUUCCAUUCGAAAAGCCAGUCCACGUGCCGGUGGAUCGACCAGUGGCUGUUCCUGUUCCAGUGCCAAAACCAUAUCCGGUUCCCUUCGAGAAGAUAGUUCACGUGGACAGGCCUUAUCCGGUCCAUGUGGCGGUACCUUAUCACGUUCCCAAACCUUAUCCAGUUCCAGUUGCUAUUCAUGCUCACAAGUCGCAUGGAUGGCUUAAAUAAGACUCCAUUGGAAUAUUGUUGUUAGAUAUUGAUGGUAGAACUACUAACGGUUGAUAUUAACGAUUCUGUGUAGAAUUUGAUGUUUUAUUUCAUUAAAAUUUUUUUAUUGGAUAUUUGUUUAUAACUCGACUUGAAUUUGGA